AUGACUAGUAUUGAGUCAUCUCACGAUGCUGAGAGCGUGACUGGUACUCGACGUACUAGAAAACGUUUUAGCAACGUUCAGCUCAUGAUGCUCGAGAAUCUUUUUCACCAUAAUUCCCAUCCAUCCAGGCAGGAGCGUGAGACUGUAGCAAGAGCUGGUAGCAUGGAAAUAAAAUCAGUGACCGUCUGGUUCCAAAACAAACGGCAGAUGGAACGCAAAGGCUCCACUCCGAACUCCUCCGUCCGGUGUCCUCGUCACUCCUCGCCGUCGUCAGCACCGUAUAGCUUUGUGCUGACGACGGGGCAAACGUUGACUGCACGUCCGUCUCUCGACCGGAUUGCUUCCCGCUCCGAGCUCCCACAAUCUACCCCGCGUACUCCUACUCGUCAACGUGACCCCGCGCGACCCAUUUGGGAAGCUAUGCCUUCCUCACCACCGUUCCCAAUGACAAGUCCAUCUGGGAAGGAUUACGUCGAAUUUGGAAAACUUACACAGACGCGAACUUUGGAAUGGGCAUGUGCCAGAAGGCGGUUGGCAGCAAAAUCAGGUGAUAGCCUUGCAGAGGAUGACGAAGAAGAUAUCACGAUCGCUUUUCAGAAGCCUGUUCUUUCGAGAUCAGACUCCAAUGUGAGCACACUGUCUGCCGUAUCAGACACCCGGGAGGAAAACAGAGAAAGAAGAAAACAGGAAGUUGCCCAUGACGUAGACCCUGCGAAAAAUGUUUACCCGGGCAUUGAGGAGGAUAUGCUCAAAGCUGCAUUGGCUUUGUGCGGUCUUGGGAGGGGUUAA
Messenger RNA from Lentinula edodes (shiitake mushroom), 789 nucleotides. RefSeq lists its product as uncharacterized. The record is from RefSeq and is a predicted model, not a curated record. Gene Ontology annotation, biological process: regulation of DNA-templated transcription. The coding region runs from base 1 to 789 and encodes 262 amino acids. Lineage: Eukaryota; Fungi; Basidiomycota; Agaricomycetes; Agaricales; Omphalotaceae. Gene Ontology annotation, cellular component: nucleus. Gene Ontology annotation, molecular function: transcription cis-regulatory region binding. The transcript has 2 exons.